Messenger RNA from Erythranthe guttata (spotted monkey flower), 714 nucleotides. RefSeq names its product 14 kDa proline-rich protein DC2.15. The record is from RefSeq and is a predicted model, not a curated record. NCBI's taxonomy places the organism in Eukaryota, Viridiplantae, Streptophyta, Magnoliopsida, Lamiales, Phrymaceae.
AGUUCCAAAAAACCACUCUUAAUCUUUAUUUAAUCAGUGCCUAAUUGUGUUUAAUAUCAUGGCUGCCAAGAAAAAUUCCCCAAUUGGCCAUUUUUUUCUAGUGCUAAACCUUCUCUUCUUCUUCACACUUGCAAUUAGUUCAUGUGGAACUUGCGCCGACCAAUAUAAACCCAAACCGCCACCGAUGUCGAUGCCUACUCCGUUUUACCCUACCCAAGACUAUUGCCCAAAGGAUACCCUAAAACUAGGGGUAUGUGCUAAUUUGCUAGCCGGAUUACUCGGCCGAACAAACGGGAUCCCGCCAAAAGCACCGUGCUGCAGCCUUAUUGCAGACUUGGACGAUUACGGGGCGGCCGUUUGCCUUUGCAACGCCGUUAAAGCAAAUGUUUUAGGCAAAAACCUUAACGUGCCUCUUUCGAUUAGCUUGCUUCUCAAUGUUUGCACCAAGAAAGUUCCGAAGGGCUACACAUGCUAUGUUUAGUUUAUGUUAUGCAUCUCUUUUGCAUGGUAACGACGACACCGUGUGUCGAUUUCGUAAUUAAGUUAUAUGGAGUGUUUUGUUAUAAUUAUUUGUAUUAGUGUUGGGGAAAAACAAGGGUUUAUAUAAUUCUGUUUGCAGAUUGUAAUAAUUAAUGUUAUAUUAAUUAAUGCAAUCUUUUUUCACAAUAUGUAUUGGUUUAUUUAGUCAUGAUUUUAUUGCAUGGAUUGAAGUAA